CGUCGUCUCCGGAGAGGGCGUCGGACGUAGAGCGGAAGUGGUGUAAGGCGGCCGCCGGAGGUGUAUUUGGUGUGUUGCGCGACUGGGCCUAGGGGUGGACUGGUGUGUGUCCCUGUGAAGAUAUCACUAUGUCGAUCGAAAUCGAGUCCUCGGAUGUGAUCCGUCUUAUCAUGCAGUACCUGAAGGAGAACAGUUUACAUCGGGCACUAGCAACCUUACAGGAAGAGACUACUGUGUCUCUGAAUACCGUGGACAGCAUCGAGAGUUUUGUAGCUGACAUUAAUAGUGGCCAUUGGGAUACUGUCUUACAGGCUAUACAGUCUCUGAAAUUGCCAGACAAAACCCUCAUUGACCUCUAUGAACAGGUUGUUCUAGAAUUGAUAGAGCUGCGUGAAUUGGGAGCUGCGAGGUCACUCUUGAGACAGACAGACCCCAUGAUCAUGUUAAAACAAACCCAGCCAGAGCGGUAUAUUCAUUUGGAGAACCUCUUGGCCAGGUCUUAUUUUGAUCCUCGUGAGGCAUACCCAGAUGGAAGUAGCAAAGAAAAGAGAAGAGCAGCAAUUGCCCAGGCCUUAGCUGGGGAAGUCAGUGUGGUGCCUCCAUCUCGUCUCAUGGCAUUGCUGGGGCAGGCCCUGAAGUGGCAGCAGCACCAGGGAUUGCUUCCUCCUGGCAUGACCAUAGAUUUGUUCCGAGGCAAAGCAGCUGUCAAAGAUGUGGAAGAAGAAAAGUUUCCUACACAGCUGAGCAGGCAUAUUAAGUUUGGUCAGAAAUCACAUGUGGAGUGUGCUCGAUUUUCUCCAGAUGGUCAGUAUUUGGUCACUGGGUCUGUUGAUGGAUUCAUUGAAGUCUGGAACUUUACAACUGGAAAAAUCAGAAAGGAUCUUAAAUACCAGGCCCAGGAUAACUUUAUGAUGAUGGAUGAUGCCGUCCUCUGCAUGUGUUUCAGCAGAGAUACAGAAAUGUUAGCAACUGGGGCCCAAGAUGGAAAAAUUAAGGUAUGGAAGAUUCAGAGUGGGCAGUGUUUAAGGAGAUUUGAAAGGGCCCACAGUAAAGGUGUCACCUGUCUAAGCUUUUCUAAGGAUAGCAGUCAGAUCCUCAGUGCCUCUUUUGACCAGACAAUUAGAAUUCAUGGUUUAAAAUCUGGGAAAACUUUGAAGGAAUUUCGUGGCCAUUCCUCCUUUGUUAAUGAAGCAACUUUUACACAAGAUGGACAUUAUAUUAUUAGUGCAUCCUCUGAUGGCACUGUAAAGAUCUGGAAUAUGAAGACCACAGAAUGUUCAAAUACCUUUAAAUCCCUGGGCAGCACUGCGGGGACAGAUAUCACUGUCAACAGUGUGAUCCUGCUUCCUAAAAAUCCAGAACACUUCGUGGUGUGUAACAGAUCAAAUACCGUGGUUAUCAUGAACAUGCAGGGGCAGAUUGUCAGGAGCUUCAGCUCUGGUAAGAGAGAAGGUGGGGAUUUUGUUUGCUGUGCCCUGUCCCCUCGUGGUGAAUGGAUCUACUGUGUCGGGGAGGACUUUGUGCUCUACUGUUUUAGCACAGUCACUGGCAAACUGGAGAGAACUUUGACGGUUCAUGAGAAGGAUGUGAUUGGUAUUGCACAUCACCCUCAUCAGAACCUGAUUGCUACCUACAGUGAAGAUGGACUCCUAAAGCUCUGGAAACCCUAAUUUCCACUUUUCUUUUAAAAGUUGCUUGAGAGCAUGUACCUAAGUGAAGACAUAUUCAUGUAUUGCUUUUUUUUUUUUUUUUAAGGCUACCUUUUCUAAGCAAUUGUCUGAAUUAGGAACAAGAGUAAUUUUGUGAAAAUUCAUGUUCAAGUAGCAGUUAAUCUUUUAUAUAUAUUUUUAAGGUAUUCAUUUAUCUAAUUGGGGCAGUCAUGUAAUGUUUUCAGUAGUCUUCUACCUGAAGAGUGAAAUACUGCUCUUUCUAGAAGAAAACUACUUUGAUUUGAAAUGGUGAUUAAAACAUACCUCCUGCAGUAAAACUUGUGAAUAAGUAACUAUCCCAUAUUCAGUAGCUCUUUGCUGGUCCGGUUUUUUUAGAUGUUAAUAAACUUUACCCUUUUGGAGGCUUUGUUUUUAAAUGUAAGUGCUUAUCUAGUUAACAUAUUUACUUGGAAUCAGGUGAGGAGAGUGGGACAUAACAUCAUUAAUCCCAGUACAGCAGGAAGUCCAUUCCUAGUUAGAAAGAUAGACUGACUAUAAAAGGGUCGGGUGUUGCAUAGACUAUCUCAUUUCAUUGCCUUCACUGUCCACUCACUCUUAUUAGCUGUGCCUUCUCAUAUGUUCUGGCUAACUCUAGAGACUAUCAUCUCCAUCUUCUCGGUAGAACCAGUUGCAGGAUCCAUUAGAAUUCAGUUUUGGUUUCUGAAGUUUUGGCAUUUAAAAUGCGCUAUUGUUCUGAAGGAAGUUGGAAAAGGACCUGAGAUUUAGAGAAGUCUUUUUUUGCUAUGUGCAUCCUUACCAGUUAAGGAAAAAAAAAAAGCCAACAAAACUCUUGAAAAUACUUUGCACAUGGGUGUCUUUAUGUUUCAACCAAAGAUAUAUUCAGUGCACGGAUGUUGAUGUUGAAGGUGCUGUGCAGGAAUCAUUUCAAGAAAUUGAGACUUUCAUGUAGGCCAGCUCUUAUGCCUUUUAAUUUUAGCCUUUAUUAGGUACAAAUUAAUGGGGGAAGUUUUUAAAAAGUUUUAGAGUGUUAUAAUUUACCUUUGAUUGAAAUAUAGCCUGAUCCUUUGCCUGGCGCAAUAAUGUUCAAUAUUGGCUGAACUAUCCCUUGGCAGCACUAAGAAAUGACUCUUCCCCAAUCAUAUUCCCAAAAGUUUUUUUUCCUUUUGCUGUUAAAUCUGCAGCUUUUUGGGGAGCCUGGGUGGUUCAGUCAUUUGAGUGUCCAACUCUCGAUUUCGGCUCAGGCCAUGAUCUCAGGGUCCUUGUGUUUGAACCCCAUGUCUGGCUCUGCUCCAUGCUGAACGUGGUGUGCUUGAGAUUCCCUUUCCCUCGCUCGUGUACACACUCCUGUUCUCCAGUCACCCCCAAAGUUGUAAACAUGCUUUUUGACAGAAAUGUCAUUUGCUGCCAUUUUUGAGAGUUGAACAUAGUCACGAAUCCAACUUCACAUGAAUUCUGGUGUCCCAUCCCAGUGAAAAUAAGUUUUCACAUAAAUAAAAGGUUUAAGGUGGAAAGAGCAAACAGGUUAUGUUAAAAUUCCUUAGAAAAGUCUUAAAGAAAUUGGGAUUUUCUAUUUAGCUCAUGACCUCCUGAAUAAGCAAGCAGUUGAGCAGUACUGUUAAAAAAUAAAGCAGGCCAAGGGCUUCUGGGUGGCUUAGUUGGUUAAGCUUCUGCCUUUAGCUCAGUUCAUGAUCUGGGAGUCCCAGGAUAGAUUCCCAUAUAGGGCUUCUUGCUCAGUGAGGAGUGUGCUUUCUCUAUUUCCCUUUGCCCCUCCCCCUGUUCAUGCUCUCACAAAACAAAACAAAAACAGGCCUAAAAUGGAGUCACUUCUGCUAAGCCCCACAUUAGCAAAUGCAGACUUAAUACCUACCCAAAUUGCGGUUUCAGCCUGUCCCGGGACUAAUUUUUAACCAAUCUGGAAUAAGCUGAUUCAGCAUUUAUAUGGUAAUCUGCCUGAUAGGCCCCUUCUACAGGAAGGUGACCUUGCAUGAAACAAUCCACUCUGUUGGGAAAUUUAUUUUCCCCACCCCCUUCAAGUUAGUAAAUGCCUUUCAUUUUGUGCAGCUCUUCAGACCUCCUUUUUAUUAGGAUGUUGCUGGAUUCACUAAUCAUUGAAUAAAGUCAGUUUUGCAGUUGAA
Lutra lutra (Eurasian river otter) is the source of this 3805-nucleotide messenger RNA. RefSeq names its product SMU1 DNA replication regulator and spliceosomal factor (gene SMU1). The record is from RefSeq and is a predicted model, not a curated record. Gene Ontology annotation, molecular function: protein binding. Bases 129 to 1670 code for a protein of 513 amino acids. Gene Ontology annotation, cellular component: precatalytic spliceosome. Gene Ontology annotation, biological process: mRNA splicing, via spliceosome. Lineage: Eukaryota; Metazoa; Chordata; Mammalia; Carnivora; Mustelidae. The transcript has 12 exons.